AUGGCACAGAAAGCUAAGAAGGACCGCGCCAAAGCGAACACCGCAGCCCUCAAUAAUCUCCACAUCGGAACUCUCAUCGUCAAUGCUGUUUUUAUGCUCUUCAAUAUUCUUUUCAGGAGGCGGUCGUUUCUUGCGUAUGUCAUCUUAUCGAUCCCCUGCUUCAUCGCAGAAUUCAUUCUCGAAUCAACUGGCAGACCCAAAUUUGAUGCAUCAACGAAAGCUUUGAAGAGUUCGGGGGAGGAUCUCGCAGCACAGGGCUUGACGGAAUACAUGUUUGAUAUCAUCUGGAUCACCUGGGUUUCUUUGAUCUCGGUGAUAUUACUGGGCAAUUGGGGAUGGCUAUUGUGGUCAGUGGUACCAGUUUAUGGCUUAUAUAAAGGUUAUGGACUUUUAGGCAUGGCUAGGGGAAUGAUGGGUGGAGGAGGCCAACAAGCACCUAUGGCAGAGGAGCAACAAGCAGGGGCAGGAAACAGAAAGCAAAGGAGAGCUGCAUGA
Hymenoscyphus albidus is the source of this 495-nucleotide messenger RNA. NCBI's taxonomy places the organism in Eukaryota, Fungi, Ascomycota, Leotiomycetes, Helotiales, Helotiaceae. The record is from the annotation of a GenBank genome assembly.